Messenger RNA from Anthonomus grandis grandis, 4203 nucleotides. It is a transcript of the gene Shal, whose product is annotated as potassium voltage-gated channel protein Shal. The coding region runs from base 455 to 2167 and encodes 570 amino acids. The record is from RefSeq and is a predicted model, not a curated record. NCBI's taxonomy places the organism in Eukaryota, Metazoa, Arthropoda, Insecta, Coleoptera, Curculionidae. Gene Ontology annotation, molecular function: A-type (transient outward) potassium channel activity; protein binding. Gene Ontology annotation, biological process: potassium ion transmembrane transport; protein homooligomerization. Gene Ontology annotation, cellular component: membrane; voltage-gated potassium channel complex. The transcript is spliced from 5 exons.
CACUCUAACCGCAGCGAGCAGUAAUUCAAACUACGAUAGCAGCAGCUGCAGCAGCAGCAUCUCUAGCAACAUGACUAUUGCUACAUACCGCGUGACCGAAAUAGACUGGUGUUUAUUUUUGAACUCGAUUUGUUGAUAAUAAUAGGUGCAAGAAUAUUAUUGUUGUUGUUACUGCGGCGUAAAAUUCAAGAACGAGAACGAGAACGAGAACUUUGGAUUUACAUGUGUUUUGUGUGAUGUGUCAGGGUGUCUGCUACCGGCUAGGACAGUCCUAUGUGGUGUGUUUGUGACAACGUUCGUCUCAACUGGCUUCCUUGAAGGUUCCUUAUUUUUAUCUUAAACAUGAAUAACGAUCAUUGAAUGAGGAGUACUGUUAAGUUAUUUAAUAAUUGAUUGAUACGUAUUCAAGCGAUUGGAUUGUGGUACAAACGCUUUGAACAUUCCUCCUCAUAGCAUGGCCUCGGUCGCCGCUUGGCUCCCAUUCGCGCGGGCGGCGGCCAUCGGAUGGGUCCCGAUCGCAACACAUCCCUUACCACCGCCCCCCAUACCCAAAGAUCGACGGAAAGCCGACGACGAGAAGUUGCUAAUUAAUGUUUCCGGAAGAAGGUUCGAAACCUGGAGAAACACUCUGGAAAAAUAUCCGGACACUUUGCUGGGAUCCAACGAACGAGAGUUCUUUUAUGAUGAAGACGUCAAAGAAUAUUUUUUUGACCGCGACCCCGACAUUUUUCGUCACAUCCUGAAUUACUACCGCACUGGUAAGCUGCAUUACCCAAAACAUGAAUGUUUAACCAGUUACGAUGAGGAAUUAGCCUUUUUUGGCAUAUUGCCAGAUGUUAUUGGUGAUUGCUGUUACGAAGACUAUAGGGAUCGGAAGCGAGAAAACGCGGAGAGGCUUAUGGAUGACAAAUUGUCGGAAAAUGGGGAUCAACACUUGCAGCAACUAACUAAUAUAAGACAGAAAAUGUGGAGAGCGUUUGAAAAUCCACACACAUCUACGGCCGCAUUGGUAUUUUAUUAUGUUACAGGUUUCUUUAUUGCAGUGUCUGUGAUGGCCAAUGUGGUUGAAACGGUACCUUGUGGUAGUAGACCAGGUGGUGCUGGCUCUCUUCCCUGUGGUGAGCGGUAUAAAAUUGUAUUUUUCUGCUUAGACACCGCUUGUGUUAUGAUAUUCACGGCAGAAUACCUAUUAAGAAUGUUUGCAGCACCAAACAGAUAUAAGUUUGUACGUUCAGUGAUGAGCAUUAUAGAUGUGGUUGCAAUUUUACCAUACUAUAUAGGACUAGGAAUAACCGACAAUGAUGAUGUGUCGGGUGCUUUUGUAACCCUUCGAGUGUUUAGAGUGUUUCGUAUUUUUAAAUUUUCAAGGCAUUCACAGGGCCUUAGAAUUCUCGGUUACACAUUAAAAUCUUGCGCUUCCGAGCUUGGCUUCCUGGUAUUUUCGUUGGCGAUGGCCAUCAUUAUAUUUGCUACGGUUAUGUUUUAUGCUGAAAAGAACGAGGGUAAAACUUUCACAUCCAUUCCAGCUGCUUUUUGGUACACUAUUGUAACAAUGACAACGUUAGGGUAUGGUGAUAUGGUACCUGCAACAAUUGCAGGCAAAAUAGUUGGGGGUGUAUGUUCACUCAGUGGUGUACUCGUAAUUGCCCUUCCAGUGCCUGUUAUUGUAUCCAAUUUUAGCAGAAUAUAUCAUCAGAAUCAAAGGGCAGACAAACGAAAAGCACAAAGGAAAGCCCGUUUGGCUCGUAUUCGCAUAGCCAAAGCUUCUUCAGGUGCAGCUUUUGUCAGUAAGAAAAAAGCGGCUGAAGCCCGAUUAGCAGCUCAAGAAUCUGGAAUAGAGCUUGAUGACAAUUAUAGAGAGGAAGAUAUUUUUGAAUUGCAACACCAUCACUUGUUGCGAUGCUUAGAAAAGACUACUGAUAGAGAAUUCGUUGAAUUGGAGGUACCAUACAACGGUCAUCCUAAAAGACCCGGAUCACCGUCGCCUUUAGCAAGCCCCGCACACUCUGCUGUGUCAAUUGGACUGUUUCAAUCUUGUUGUGGAAGAUGCUGUCCUAGAAGGUAUCAACAUACGUGUGGAAAAUACAUGCCGGCUGCAUCCACAGCUCAAGUAAAUCAAACAGGCAGUGGAAUGGAUGGAACUUAUCUCGUAGAAGCCUCCUUUUGAACAUAUCACAAGUAACAUAUUGAGGACAUGCCACGAAGCUUGGAUGAACGAGUAUAAAUUCAUCGAAAUACAAACAAAUAUAUAUAGCGAUAAUAAGUCUCGUACAGUCAAAAAGAUUUUGCAUAAAAUCGGAAUAUGUUACAAACAUAAAAUGCAAUGGUUUGGUAGAUUUAUAUAAAAUUAAAUAGCUAAAAUAAUUUUAAUAACAUAUAAAAUUAUUUUAUUCAAAACAUAAAUAAAUGGGCUAAUCAAUAACUUAAAUCAUUAAAUUAUAUCAAUAUAUGGUACGUUUGAUCAUUUAUAUAAUAAUUAUGUCUUUGCUAGGGAAAUUAAUUUAAAAUGUAUUAUUAAGAAUGUAUCUUUUAAAAUAAAAACAAUGAUCUUUAGUGAUUAUAUCAUAAAAAAAAGACAUUUUCAGAGUAGCAUCGAUCUGGCGGUGGUGCAUUCGACUAAAUUGGUAACAUCAGAAACAAUAUAAAUAAAUAGGUUUAUUAAAAAGUAUUUGUUUAUAUUAUAGAUUUAUUAAAAUGUAAGAUAAGUUCAUAAUUACCUAUUAAUUUAUUUUUUGUUUAUAAAUAUUGUUACACAAAAUAUUUAUGGUAUGUAAAAAAUACAUAUUAAUAUUAAGCGGAUUUUAUUAUUAUGUUAUGAAUAUUGACAUUAGUGAUAUCAAAUAUAAUGUUUUGUUAUAUUUGCCACCUUUGUAAAUAUGAAGGGAAAUCAACAAAAGGUCUUAUGUUUUAUAUAUAAAUGAUAUGUAAGAGGAAAAUUUACAUUUUUUCUCCUGACAGCACUGAUAUCGUUUACGAAACACUUGUUAGGUUUGUAAUAAAACGUUUUGUUGUGACGGUGAAACAUGAUUUCGUUUAAGGUUUACAGUAAAGGUCUCAGUAUUCCAGAAUUAUCUUAUUUGUAUUAAUAGCUAGACAGCGAAUAUUUCUGCAUAACAAAUAAGUUUACUAGCACUAGACCUGUUAGGCUUUUUUUAACUUCUUUUUAAACCAAUAACGAUUUUGGUAAAAAAUAAUUUAUAGAAAUAACUUGUUAACGCAAUUUUAAAUUAGUUUAGUUUAAAGGUAGCUUAAAAUGUUCAUGUUAUUUUUACAUGGUAUUUGCCUAUUUUUGGAAAUACCAAUGUACAUGUAACUAAAAAUAGUAUAUAGUAAAAAGUGAAUAUUAUAUGCCUAUGUAUUCUUGUAAUUUGUCUUAUUGUUAUGUAAUGUUAUUACACAUUAUUAAAAACAAAGGCAGUUUACCAAGAUAAAAAAAAAGAGCAUAGAGUUAUAAUAUAUUAUAGUAACAUGCAUUUUUAACAUCGUCAAAAGAUCGUAUAGGUAUUUAUUAUUAGAUAUUGAUAAUUUUUUUUUAUAUGGUGCUAUAGUAUUAAAUAUACUAUUGCUACGCUUAUACUAUUAAAUGCAAUGUUAGAUACUUGCAAUUAUUAUUUACUCGAUAAAUAACUAAAUAUCAAGAUUAAAAUUUAAAUAUUUUUUUUAAGUUUUUCGAAAAGCUUUAAGAGUAAUGAACGUUUAAAGCAUGACAGAAACUAAAAGCUACAAAUAUCUGUACACACUUUAUAAAGGAAAAAUUAUGUUCUGGCCUAACAAUAGUUGAUAUUUGGCAAUUAUGCCCACCUUAGUCAAUAUGUAAAAUCCAAGAUAAAAAUACAAAAUUUCUUAAAGUUGAAAUCACUAAUUACAUUAAUAUAUAAUAAAACAAAUGUACGAUGUGAUUUUAAUCAUUAAUCAAAAUAAAUGAAUCCCUUUCAAACCAUUAUUAAUACUUCUCUGUGAGAGCUUAAAUAAAAAGUCAACUGACAGGCACAAUAUCAUAUAAUAAUAUUUAUUAUCAUUUGAUUGGAAAAUGACACAGAAUCAAUGUACCAACUGUUGUAAACUAUACAAUAGUUAUAAUUUCUCUUUCUGAAUUGUAACCCCUCAUAAGAGAGGCUUUUCGAACUCUGUCCUAUCUAAUCCCUUCUAAUUACUCUGUACCUUGUUGAACAUAUUAAUAUGAAUAAAAAUUAUUAUAUAUUA